Salvelinus fontinalis (brook trout) is the source of this 2826-nucleotide messenger RNA. RefSeq names its product ribosomal protein S6 kinase-related protein-like. The coding region runs from base 351 to 1643 and encodes 430 amino acids. The transcript has 12 exons. Lineage: Eukaryota; Metazoa; Chordata; Actinopteri; Salmoniformes; Salmonidae. Gene Ontology annotation, molecular function: ATP binding; protein serine/threonine kinase activity. Gene Ontology annotation, biological process: protein phosphorylation. The record is from RefSeq and is a predicted model, not a curated record.
GUGUCAUGUAUGUUCUCAAAAGUUCACGACACCGUCAAUUUAUAAUUGAUUUCGUAAUUAUUAAUAGAUGUGUGACAGAAAUGUGGAGUUUUGGUUUUAGCUGUUAUUUCCAGUGGAGUGUGAGUGGCUAAUUGAUCAUUCAUAUGACAGGCUCAACUGGAGCGGAACUUCGCCUUCUGCAGAAUAACAUCGAAUGGGAGGUUAUCAUUCGUUGCUAUAGAUGAUGAUCAAACCUCGCGCGCCGCUCGGUCAUGGCGGGUCAGCAACGUGCACUCAAUGUUUUACACCGCAGUGUAAAAGAGAAUAGAAAACAAUAAUGUGGGGUUGAUCGAGGUUUACCAAAUAACGUGAUGGGCAGCGACUCAAGUAAACGAAAGAGACAGGCACCAAGCCAAGAGAGACGACGCUAUCAAGCCUGGCAUGGCCUUCUCUCCAAUAUGGGAAUAUCCUUUACUGACGAAAUUCACCACAUUGGCCCACCUGGUCUGGCCACACAGUGCAUGGUGCUCAGCAGUGGAGCCCCAAUCCCUGAGGACCUCCUCCUCCCAGGAGACAGCCCUCAGAAGCCUGUCAUGGAGUGGACUCUCCCUGGCUUAAUCUCAAUCUUUCUGCCUGAGUUCCCACACCCUAAAUUCCCUGGGCAAGACAAUUUCCAGAUCCUGGGCUUCAUAGCUAAAGGCUCCUUUGGUCCUAUCUUGAAAGUAAAGGACAGGUCGAAGGAGAAGACUUAUGCCGUUAAGGUUUUAUCCAAGUCUGAGAUACUGAAGCAUGGGGUCCUGGAACAGUCAAAGGAGGAGGUCAUCAUUCAGCGGCAGGUCAGCCACCCAUUCCUCCACAAUCUGCAGGAUUGCUGGCAGACCCAGCGUCACCUCUUCAUUAUGUGUGAAUACUGCAGUACUGGAGACCUGUAUACCUACUGGUUACUGAAGGGCCAGUUUGGGGAGGAUGAGGCUCGGGUGUUCGCUGCAGAGCUAGGCUGUGCUUUGGGUUUCCUUCACAACUUUGGGAUCAUGCAUAGGGAUGUGAAGAUGGAGAAUGUCCUUCUGUCUGACCAAGGUCAUCUGCGUUUAACUGACUUUGGACUCUCUCGCCGUCUUGAGCGGGGCUCAAGAGCAUUUACAAUUUGUGGGACUAUCCAAUACAUGGCUCCUGAAGUCCUGAGUGGGGGUCCCUACAGCCAUGCUGCUGAUUGGUGGUCUCUCGGCGUUCUGUUGUUCUCAUUGGUGGCCGGAAAGUUCCCUGUGCCUCCAGAGCCAGACCACUCCAACAUGCUGAGAAAGGUCAGAGAUUGCCCAUACUCCAUGCCCAAGACCUUCAACCCUGCACUGACCCUUCUGCUCACAGAGCUCCUAUGCAAGAAACCAGCUCAUCGCCUGCGUAGCCUGGAGCGCUUCAAAAGGCAGACGUUUUUCCGUGGCACUUCCUUUGACUCUCAACUGCUACAGAAGAGACCCGUUGAACUAAUUCUAGAACUGAAGAACCAUCCUGAUCGUCCAGCCAUAGCCAUGCGAGGCCUGUCUAUGGACUACUUCCAGAACUUUGACAUACUCCACUCCCCUACCAGCUCCACUGACAUGUCACCUACUUUGGCCAACAUUGACCUGAGCCAGACCCUGGCUACAGCUCAGGGUUUUAGCACAUGAGAUGUGCAUGUGCUACUGUGACUCAAUACUGACUGUAGUGGAAACAAGUAUGGACAUGUAUUUGAUAUAUACAUUUUGUACCACAUGGAUACAUGGUUGUGAAAAAGCUCCUGUAUGUUUUCUUUAUUUACACGGCCUAUUUGGCUCCCUCUUUUCCUCUGUAUACCUCUUUGUAUACCCAUUUAAUGGAGUGAUAAUUACAGAUGAGCUUUAAUAGACUGAAAACCACCACUUACCAAAAAAGGUUUAGAACAUUUCUAUUUCCCAUUGAGUACUGCAACUCAAAGCCUCUCAAGGCUCUGCCAAAUGGCACUUUCCAAAUGUGGAUCAACCACCUGCAUGUUUGACCUUUUACCUUUGUUAUUACAUUUGUAUAAGAAGAUCUCUAUUUUCCUGAAAAUCCUUUCACAUAUAUUUUUUUUAACAAAAUAUUUAUUUCAUUCUGUGUAAUUUUAGGUUUGAUUGCUUAGGCCAUCUGAUUAUUUGAUUGACUGUUGUGUGUGAUCACAAUGCCUUUGACUGUUCAAAGUCCUGCUCUAUACCCAUUUCUCAUUAGAUUUCACUAACUGUUGUUGUGUUUUACCCAACCACAGUAACAUCUGAAAAAUGAAAGCCCCUAUGAACUCAUGAUGGAGUUGUCUCCUGUCAUGAUAUACUAGGAGAAAUAUCAAAGGAAAUAGGUACCUUUAUACAUAGCCUCUAUUUGGAGCCACUUGAAGUGUUAAAAAUAGUUGAUAAGUUCCACAGGUUUUUUAGGUUAGGUGUUUUUAGCUGUUCCAGAUAGAGCCUGAGUCACUUCAGGCACCUGAUCAUCAGUCAUGACAGCAGAGAACAUACACACAUUUGAGCCAGUACAAUACAAGAGGUGGCUUUCAGUUUAUUGUAACCAACAGAAAAGUAUACAUCUUACAGAGUAUUAUUCAUUUGGAAUCUCAAAUGUUUUUUCACCUGAAAUCUGUGUGGUUCAGUUGGUAGAGCAUGGAGGUUGCAACGUCCCGUCAUGGGUUCGAGUCCUGUGGGGCCCUGGACACCCAUAUGAAAAUGUAUGUAUGAUGCACUACUGCAAGUCCUUUUGGAUAAACGCGUCUGCUAAAUGGCAUAUACCAUAUAUUAUGUUAACACAUACUGUACAUUAUUUGUAUUGCACUACAACUGUAUACAUAAAGACAACUUUUUCCUCAGA